Sarcophilus harrisii (Tasmanian devil) is the source of this 4262-nucleotide messenger RNA. RefSeq names its product forkhead box S1 (gene FOXS1). Lineage: Eukaryota; Metazoa; Chordata; Mammalia; Dasyuromorphia; Dasyuridae. The coding region runs from base 128 to 1390 and encodes 420 amino acids. The record is from RefSeq and is a predicted model, not a curated record. The transcript has a single exon. Gene Ontology annotation, biological process: regulation of transcription by RNA polymerase II; cell differentiation; anatomical structure morphogenesis. Gene Ontology annotation, molecular function: DNA-binding transcription factor activity, RNA polymerase II-specific; RNA polymerase II cis-regulatory region sequence-specific DNA binding.
GGGAGGCCUGAUCCCUCCCCUCUAGCCUGUCCAAGCCACAGGGGCUGGGCUGGCCGAGGGCUUUUAACCAGCUGGAGGAGCCUCCUGACCGGCUUUUGGCGGCGAAGGCCUCUGGGAAAGGAAAGAGAUGCAGCCUGGCUGUCCCACUCCACGGGGCCCUGGGAAUGGUCAGGACGGGGACUCGGCUCCCAGCCGGCAGGGCCAGGACCCAGGCCCCAGCCGGCCUGGGGAGCUGGCCAAGCCCCCCUACAGCUACAUCGCCCUCAUCACCAUGGCCAUCCAGAGCUCCCCGGGCCAGAGAGCCACCCUCAGUGCCAUCUACCACUACAUCAUGGGCCGCUUUGCCUUUUAUCGAGACAACCGUCCUGGCUGGCAGAACAGCAUCCGGCACAACUUGUCCCUCAAUGAGUGCUUUGUCAAGGUGCCCCGGGAUGACCGCAGACCUGGCAAGGGCAGCUACUGGACCCUGGACCCCGACAGCUACAACAUGUUUGAGAAUGGCAGCUUCCUGCGACGGAGGCGCCGCUUCACCCGCAAGAGGGGCUCCGAGCCUGAGACUCAGACCCAGAAGAAGACCAAGAGCAGGGCCCGGGCUGGGUCAGCUCGCGGGGGCUACCGGGCCUCUGGGGUGCCAGAGCCUCAGGGGGAUGCCCGAGAUCAGGAGGCUGGCCAGACCAACGCUGCCCCCGCACCCUGCCUAGGCCCUCCACUGGAGCUGCCUGAGUCCCAGGGCCUCUGCCACGCUCACCCGGCCCCAUCACCCAGCGAGAGCCUUUUUGGGGGACUUGCAGAUGCCCUCCCCGCCGCCCCAGCUGGUCUGUACCUUUCCACUUCCGAGCCACUGGCCCUGCCAGCAUCCCAGAUGCUGAUAGACCUGAAGGAGCCUCCUGAGCCGGCCAGGUCUCCGGGACAAAGGGCGGACCCUCGAGAGCUACCACUCUCCUCCUCCUCUUCCUCCUCCUCCUCCUCCUCUGCCUCUCCCUGCCCGGCAUUCAGCCUGCCCCCAGUUUUCCCUGCCCCUCAGGGCCCUCAGCCCUCCCCAGCCCGAUUCCCCGAGGCUGAGGCCUAUGGCAAGGCAGGGCUGCCCAUCUUUGGCAGCUUUGGUGGGGCUGAAGCUCUGGGUGGUAGCUACCAGUGCCGUGUGCAAGCCCUGAGCUUCCGCAUGGAUGAGCGGGGCUGUGGCCCGGCCCUGGAUCAUCUGCUUGCACCCACUCCAGCUUCCCCAGCCACCCCAACUCAGUCACCCCCCUUCCAGUCCCCACUGCCGCUCCGGGGGAACCAGAAGGAGCCCUGGACCGGGGGGCCUUUCCCCCUCCAGGGAGGAGGAAGCUACCAGCUAGGGCUGCCCCACUGCCUCUAUCGGACCCCGGGAAUGCUCUUCUUUGAAUGAAGAUUCCCUUCUGGUCCUCUUCUUCUUCCCUUGUCCCCAAACAGGCUCCCCACCAAUUCAUUCAAAGACAUGCUACCGCAUGGACUCAGCCUGAGGGCUGGAGCCAUUUGAUACUCUCUGGGAGAAGAUGCUCUACUCAGCACACCGGGCCUCUGAGGGAAAGGGUGCCGGGGAUGGCAGCGGGGAGGGCUCUCCCUUGGGUGAAGACGGGUUACAGAAAAGUCUGGGCCAGGGAGAAGGAUGGGUCCCAAAGCCGGAUGAAAAACUAAGGAUAAACCAGAGGCCAUUCGAACUGGAAGGAACUUCUAAGUUCAUCUAAUCCGACACUCUCAUUUUACAAAGAAGGAAACUGAGAGAUUCCCAAGAAGGAAAAUGACUUUUCUAAGUUAAUUCAGCUAGUGGUUAGGAGAGCCAGGCCCCCAAGCCACUGAACAGAGCUGAAGAAAAAACAGAAAGGAGAUCUUUGUCUUUCUUGAAUGAUACAGGGCUCUCUCUGCCUGAUCAUGAUUCCAGAGUUUGGUGUAAUGACCUCAUGCCCUGGCCCCUCCAUGGACAAAUUUGGGGAAUGUGGGGAAGGAGGUGUGAGGCUGGACCUAUGUCAGAUUUUACUCGACACUCUACUUAAUAAAGCAAGUGAGUCUUGAAAGACACCAUAAGCCUGGCCUGGUGGAUGGGGUCCAGGACUCCUGGGUUCUUCCAGGGCUGCCUCUGGGUAGCAGUCUCCCUGUGGAGAUAGGAAUGGGGAAAGGGUUGGGUUGAAUUUCUUGGUCCCAUAAGAAUUGCUCUGCAAGGGGACUUUUGGUGGGAGUUUCCUGACACUCAGGGAGGAGAUAGAGGAAGAUUGGAGUGGGAGUGGGAGGAGGAAACAAAACAGGAGGGGGAAAAGGGGAGAGUCCAGAGAGAAUGCAAUGAGGAAAAGGAGUCUGUCUAUUCCUUGUCCUUUCCAGAUGCUCUCCCUUCUUCCCCUGCAAUUCACAGGGACUCCAAAGUGACCAAGACUCCUAGGGGUUAGACAGUGAGGGAGAUGGACUCCUUAGAACCCCCACCAUCUGCUUCCUCAACUCCAAUCCAGGAAUUUGUCCCUUCAUCUUCUAGACUCAGUCUUUCCAUAAUCCUCAUAUCAGACACUCCCACCUCGUCCCCACUCCCAGUUGUUCUUGCUAUUUGGGAGGUCAGAUCAGAGCUGGUGAGACCCAGGGGAGAGGCACCCUUGCUAGAGAUGAGGAGGAAAGAGACUUGUAGCAUCAUAGUAGGCAAGUCUCAGAACUGGAAGCACCUGUAGAUAUUCUUUAACCUUGCUUUCUUAUUUUAUGUAAGAGGGAGCUGGGAAGUAAUUUGCCUCAAGUCAUAGAGUGAGCUUAAGGGAAACACCAAGAUUUGAACCCCAAUCUACCGGUUUUCAGGUCAUUAUUCUUUUCUACUAGAAUAGUGCUAUAUUCUGUCUUUGUUCCAUCCAGUACCUCCAACCACUGGGGAACAGGUUCCAAAGAGUCCAGCCCUUCCUGAAAUGUGGUUUUUCUGGACUCCUGCACUUUCCCACAUCCCUAGUCUGGGGAAGAGUGAACUUGAGGCCCUGAGAGUUUGGGGUCCGUUUCCUUCCCUUCCUUGGCCCCUUCCUCCUUUCUCAAGUCGUCUGGGUCUCCUUGUUGUGAUUAGGGCAGUCAGGAGGAUAGAGUAGGGAUCUUUCAGCCUGCCUCUAGGCUGGUGAAAUCUAAAAGAUUAGGAUCCUUUGGAGCCCUCCCCCCCCACCUCCACAACCCCCCAUUAACUCUUACGAAUCAAGGAGAGGGUGUUUUGUAGACCAAGGGAUAGUAGACAUUGAUGGUUAGAAUGUAGAUUUGGAAGCAGAAGGCACUUGUCCCAAGGAUAAUGAAUUCUCCUAAAAACCCUUCCUUUUUCUGAUCCCUGGAAUGAAAAAAGACCACAGGGCCGAAGGCCAGGAUUUCUGGGUUGUGUUUCCCCACACACACCCUAUCCUUCUGGGAUGGCCUUAGCAAGUGAAUUCCUUUUUCGGAGCUCUUAGUCUUCCCAUCUGGACCCUGGGAAGCUAGAUCCUCAGGGCUGCUGGAGGAAGGGAGAGGGAUGGUCAUCUCUCCCUAAUCUGGCCUAGAAUCAGACAAGGAGGGACUCGAUGUUGCUUCUGUGGUUUGGUCUCUGCCAAUGAUCCUGAAUGAUCUCUGUACAUAGGUUUUCUGUCAUUCUUUUAGACCAACAGACUGUCCGGUAAAGGCUGGUGACAGACUGAUACCUGGAUGAUGGAUUCUUGGGAUAAAUGCCCUGAGGCAGGGGCUGGGAGGGUCUGGGGCCUGGGUAGGGGAGUAUGAAGGAGGAUAAAGCAUCAGGUCCACUCCUGAGGCCACAGCCAGAGGGAGGGAGGGACACAUUGAGGAGGAUCCCUCAACAUCAGGGGGGCAGGGGAGAGAGCACCAGGCUACACUGACUUCAUGCUCCCUUUCUCAGCCUCCCUAAACCUUCAUUCUUCCUCUUGGGUUUUCUCUUUUCAUCUCCUCCUAUCCUCUCUCAGCCCCUCGCCUCCAGGAAGGCCCCAGGCGGACUGGCCCAGCUACAUAUGUCUGGGCUGGCUGAUCAACCUAACUGACCUCUGUCUCCUCCCUCCCUCCCUCCCUUUGCCUCGCAGACUCCCCCCCUCCCUUCCCGGGGCUCCCCAGGGGCCUGGGAGGAAACGAGCCCGGGGAGCAGUGCCCUGAGCUGUCUGGUUCCCACAGACUCGCCCCUGCUGUGGGCAGCCCCUCACGGGGGCCAGGCCGGGUCUCAAAGACCGGGAGCUAGGCUGGGAAAGCGUUCCCAAGGCCAGCUGCAUUCCCCCUGCAGACACACACACUCCCACACUCCCACACUUCCCUCCUCUCUC